Molecule: messenger RNA, 708 nt
Organism: Dipodomys ordii (Ord's kangaroo rat)
Lineage: Eukaryota; Metazoa; Chordata; Mammalia; Rodentia; Heteromyidae
Product: keratin-associated protein 12-2-like
Exons: 2
Coding region: 1-708 (235 amino acids)
Source: RefSeq, a predicted model, not a curated record
AUGUGGUCCUGGAGCGUGUGGUCCUGUGGCCCUUGGAUGUGUAGUCCUGGAGCUUGUGGUCCUGGAGUGUGUGGUCCUGUGACUCUGGAGUGUGUGGUCCUGUGGUCCUGGAGUGUGUGGUCCUGUGACCCUGGAGUGUGUGGUCCUGUGGUCCUGGAGUGUGUGGUCCUGGAGUGUGUGGCCCUGGAGUGUGUGGUCCUGGAGUGUGUGGUCCUGGAGUGUGUGGUCCUGGAGUGUGUGUUCCUGGAGUGUAUGACCCUGGAGUGUGUGGUCCUGGAGUGUGUGGUCCUGGAGUGUGUGGUCCUGGAGUGUGUGGUCCUGAAGUGUGUGGUCCUGUGGCCCUGCAGUGUGUGGUCCUGGAGUUGUGUGGUCCUGGAGUGUGUGGUCCUGGAGUUUGUGGCCCUGGAGUGUGUGUUCCUGGAGUGUGUGGUUCUGGAGUGUGUGUUCCUGGAGUGUGUGUUCCUGGAGUGUGUGGUUCUGGAGUGUGUGUUCCUGGAGUGUGUGGUUCUGGAGUGUGUGUUCCUGGAGUGUGUGGUUCUGGAGUGUGUGUUCCUGGAGUUUGUGGAUCUUGAGUGUGUGGCCCUGGAACCUGUGGCUCUGGAACCUGUGGCUCUAGAUUGUGGUCCUGGAACCUGUGGCUCUGGAGCCUGUGGCCCUGGCGUGUGUGUCCCUAUGGCCCUGACUUACUUCCUCUUGUGGCCCCCUUGA